Molecule: messenger RNA, 900 nt
Organism: Erpetoichthys calabaricus (reedfish)
Lineage: Eukaryota; Metazoa; Chordata; Cladistia; Polypteriformes; Polypteridae
Gene: mrpl18
Product: mitochondrial ribosomal protein L18
Exons: 4
Coding region: 171-746 (191 amino acids)
Biological process (GO): translation
Cellular component (GO): ribosome; mitochondrion
Molecular function (GO): structural constituent of ribosome; 5S rRNA binding
Source: RefSeq, a predicted model, not a curated record
ACUUCCAUCACUUAAGAUGGCUGCGCUCAUGUGUUGCAUGUCCGGGAGUUCGCAGUGAAUGUCAGCAUCGACUCUGGGAAUUAAUGCCCGUCUCCGCUGCAAGGUAUUGGUCUCGUUAAGGAUUAACAGGACAGCCGCUCUUCUUUGAAGCUUUUCAACGGUUACGGACGAUGUCUGUUUUGAGCAGCAUUCCUAUACAGGGCAGAUUUUUGGCAGGUCUCCUGCUGAAGGACGCGCCGCGGUGUGCAGAUGUUCGGUUUUCUUCCACGGCUGCUGUACGCAGUGCUGCAGAACCUUGCCAAGAAGCUUCUCCCAAUGACAGUUACGUUGUAAAUCCCAACUUCAUCAACAGAAACCCUCGGAACCUGGAACGUCUGGCUUUAGCGGUCAAAGACCGGGGCUGGGCAACUGUUUGGCCCAGUCAUCAUUUUUGGCACAGACUGUAUUACAAGCGCUCCCAGCAUCACAUCACUGCCUUUGUGGAACAUGGGCCUUCUGGCACUGUCGUCAUCUCGGCCUCUACCCAGGAGUGGCCCAUCAAAAGACACCUGUACUCGACGCAGGAUGUGGCUGCCAGUGAAAACAUUGGACGAGUGCUGGCCCAGCGCUGCCUUGCGGCUGGAAUCCAGCACAUGACCUUCACUGCAAUCCCCUGGCAGUACAAGUGUGAGUCGAUCCAGCGUUUUCGUAAUGCAGUCAAAGAGGGAGGCGUCAUACUGAGUGAGCCCCGGAGAAUUUUCAAGUGACUGCCCCACCAUGUCCUAUGCACACAGACGUUUCUAAAAUGGUGAAUUUGGAGGUGGUGUGUGAUUACAAUCUGGACAGUGGACUGAGCACCAGUGUAGACCUGUAAACAGGUUUGUUGAGUCAUACCAACCUCGGGGGGGUGUACAGGAAAUA